GUGACACCGCGUCACGAUUGUCACGAAUCUCGAAUGCGGUAGCACGACUGCAGCAACGACGUUCUGCAUCCCCGUUCCCUGGUGACGCAUCGGGAAUCGAUUGCGACCUUUUGACCCACCGUCUUGAAACAUCUGAGGAGAAAGACCGUCUGUGCCACCUACAGUUGGCGCAGGCGCCAUGAUUAUCCGACGCUCUCAUGCAAGUCAGCUAGAAGACGAAAUGCAUCCGCUGUGACAUCCUAAUGCACCAGGAAAGUCAAGACUAGGGGGCAUUUCACUGUUCAUUAGUAUCGACACGCUACGUUUCCUAAAGGUCACACGCGUGUCGGUCUUGUCAGCGUAUCCAUCUCCUACAACCCGAAUGAUCCUACGAAGAUCCCUGAUGCGCCGACGUACCUGCCUGGCCACCACUGUGUAUCUGGAUCGGACGGUGGUCUGAGAAACCAGUCGAAACCAUUUCUGUCCGAGAUUGCUCCCUCGUGGAUUGCCGUGGACACAUGCGUUCUCUGCGUUGAUCAUUCUGUCUCGCCUGGACAUGCCCUAGAUUUGGAGCAGACAAGUUCGCGCCGAUCAUCCAGCGGCUGACAAAACGGGCGCUGCCGCGAUGAUCCCGAGCAACGUCUUCGAGCCGUCCUGGGCCGAGAACGAGGAGCUAUCGAUCUUCGGCGGGAACGCGCGCACGCUAACGACAACAACCAAGCCGACCGAAACACUGCCCCCCUAGUGCGAGUUGGCGUACUUGAGCUCUGUGUUCACGGAUGACGCGCUCGAGUUCUUUGCCAAGCUAUCGAACUUGGAAAGCACGACGCACAUGCUCUGGCCGAAUCCAGACACACCGUCCUUCAGCCAGGCCCAGUUCCAGCGGGAAAUGCUGUGCUACCCCGUCGGCGAUGAUCGCUGACAAUAGGCUCGUCGACACUGAUUUCAUUUCUCGAUGGACGGCUCUACGCACACAAGACAAGUCCUCUUUCAUCCGAACUGUUACAUAGAAAGACGGCCGAUCAAUCUUGGCAGUCAGCGUCCAUCCUGUCGCGAAUUUCAGGGCGUUCGCACCCUGCAGUACAAGACUAUGCCUCUCGUCGCGCCUCCCGGAUACAUCACCUUCCUCUGGAUUCGCUUCUGGCGAACAUGUUCGACAACGAUGACGACGACGACGACAGCUCGUGUCCGCCACACUGGUGUCGGUCGUUUCGAAUCGCUGUGGU
Molecule: messenger RNA, 1205 nt
Organism: Mycena citricolor
Lineage: Eukaryota; Fungi; Basidiomycota; Agaricomycetes; Agaricales; Mycenaceae
Source: the annotation of a GenBank genome assembly